UUUCUUUGGCUGUCGUGGCCUUCUCAGUGAAACGUCAUCAAUAGGCUCUCUCUUGUAGUGGUGUGGAUCGGCUGGUGCUCAGUUUCAGAGGCAGUCAACUACGUUCAUUCUUUCACCCGCAGUCCCUUGAAAAAAAUAGUAUUAAACAAAAUGCCUGGACCCGCAGCUAGUGCAACAAAUGUUGGUGCCUCCAGCCGGUCCCCUAGUAAAACAGUGGCCCCUCGCACCGCUGGCACCUCAGCCAGACAGAGGAAAGCCCCUAGCAGUGGUGCACGCAGCGGAGGCAGAUCCACAGCAUCAGCUGGCACAGGAGGGAUAUGGCGCUUUUAUACUGAGGACUCACCAGGACUUAAAGUUGGCCCGGUUCCAGUUUUGGUGAUGAGUCUGCUCUUUAUCGCAUCUGUAUUCAUGCUGCACAUCUGGGGCAAAUACACCCGCUCCUAAACCUCAUGACCUCUGGACUCCGACCCUAAAACCUGUCACCGAAUCUUAAGCCAUUGGACUUGGACCAAACUCUGACCAUCAACACCCCAAUCCCUUUUUAUUUUACUAAAACCUCCAUUUCAAGGGGUUUUCACCCCCAUACAAGUUACCCAGCCACUACAACCAUUUGGUCAUUUUAAAAACCAUGAGCUUUUGCUUUUUUUUGCUUUUUUUUUGUUUUUUUUUUUUGGGCUCACCGGAUCAGGACAUCUUUUGUUUUUGUUAAACCUUUGUACAAACUAAUAUGUAAAACUGUACAAUAAAAUGCUGUAAAACAUCA
Labeo rohita (rohu) is the source of this 763-nucleotide messenger RNA. It is a transcript of the gene sec61b, whose product is annotated as SEC61 translocon subunit beta. The coding region runs from base 151 to 444 and encodes 97 amino acids. The record is from RefSeq and is a predicted model, not a curated record. The transcript is spliced from 4 exons. Gene Ontology annotation, cellular component: Sec61 translocon complex. Gene Ontology annotation, biological process: intracellular protein transport. Lineage: Eukaryota; Metazoa; Chordata; Actinopteri; Cypriniformes; Cyprinidae.